Molecule: messenger RNA, 552 nt
Organism: Endocarpon pusillum Z07020
Lineage: Eukaryota; Fungi; Ascomycota; Eurotiomycetes; Verrucariales; Verrucariaceae
Exons: 2
Coding region: 1-552 (183 amino acids)
Source: RefSeq, a predicted model, not a curated record
AUGGCUGAGAUUGGCCUUGUUGCCGGCGUCCCCUCGAGAGAGUUGCUGCAUCGAAUGAGGAAACACAAAGAACCAGGUAUCCAAGCAGACCUCCAAGGUAUCCUGAACCAUGGAGACAACCAUAUGCACGAUAUCCAGCCGCCGCCGCCGACCCCAAAGCCGGCCGAUAAACCCGUUGUAAUAGCUGGCAGAAGAGGAAAGCUCGAGCUUGAAAUCCAAGAAGCAACCGAAAAACUCUCCCUUUUCCAGAAGAGGAGAGAUGAAGCGGCCAGGACCAAGGAUCACACCCUCAAAUCGGAUUUGGAAUACUACGCCAUACCGAAUAUGGAAGCUCGGAUCGAAAAGCUGAAGCAAGAGCUGAAUCCAUGGGUUGACGAUUACCAGCAGAAGAGAGACGAUGAGAAGAGAACGGCUACUGCUUCCGCCUCUGCCAAUACCGAGGCUGAGAAGGGGCAAAUUAGCCAUAACGCCGAAUUGCAAACAGACAGCGAAUCAAGCAGCGAGGAGGAUGAGCCCGACGAGUCCGAAGCAGACAUGGACAUUUAUGAUUGA